Contarinia nasturtii (swede midge) is the source of this 1190-nucleotide messenger RNA. Its product is annotated as probable methylthioribulose-1-phosphate dehydratase. The transcript has 6 exons. NCBI's taxonomy places the organism in Eukaryota, Metazoa, Arthropoda, Insecta, Diptera, Cecidomyiidae. The record is from RefSeq and is a predicted model, not a curated record. Gene Ontology annotation, molecular function: metal ion binding; methylthioribulose 1-phosphate dehydratase activity. Bases 351 to 1058 code for a protein of 235 amino acids. Gene Ontology annotation, cellular component: cytoplasm.
CUUGCGUCGCUGAUUUUGACAGAAAAAAAUUGUCCGUCUUUUUUUACGAAUAUCGUUUUAUAAGCUAAAUAAGAUAAAACUACGCAUUUAAAAUACCGGUAUUGUUUUUACCGGAUGUAUUGUUUUUACGUUUAGUGCUGAAAGUUGAGAAGUGGAAAAUAUUCAGAAGCUUAAAUCCAUAUACUCUGGUAUCGGUAGCUUAUAUGUUAUAGAUGAACUGCAAUUUUAAUUGCAUCACUCUUAUCUUGCCACUUUGUUGACUGAUAGCACAGCGAUAACAUAGUGAAGUCUCGUCAGUCUUUGCUCACUAUUUGAUCAGUUCACAACGGAUAAUAUUUCAGUACACAAACAUGUCAAUUUAUCAGGAUUUAACUGAGGAACAUCCACGGAAACUAAUUCCUGAACUAUGCAAACAAUUCUAUCAUAUGGGAUGGGUAACUGGAACGGGCGGUGGAAUCUCAAUCAAACUUGACGACGAAAUCUACAUUGCUCCAUCGGGUGUGCAGAAAGAACGCAUUUUACCGGAUGAUUUAUUCAUACAAAAUAUCGAAGGUGAAGAUAUUCAAGUGCCACCGGAAUACAAAAAAUUGAAGAAGAGCCAAUGCACGCCAUUAUUUAUGUUGCCAUAUCGUCAACGUCACGCUGGCGCCGUCAUUCACACACAUUCUCCAAACGCUGUAAUGGCAACUCUUCUUUGGCCGGGCAAAGAGUUCCGGUGCACUUAUCUCGAAAUGAUUAAGGGUGUAUAUGAUCAUAAAUUGGGCCGUUAUUUACGCUACGACGAAGAAUUGGUGGUGCCGAUCAUUGAAAACACUCCAUUCGAAAAGGAUCUGGAAGAUCGCAUGAAUUCAACAAUGCAAGAGUAUCCCGGAUCAACAGCAAUUUUAGUUCGUCGACAUGGAAUCUAUGUUUGGGGCGAGACAUGGCAAAAAGCUAAAACACAAUGCGAAUGUUAUGAUUACUUAUUCGGCAUGGCAGUGGAGAUGCGCAAAUGUGGUUUGAAUCCAGAAAAACCACCGACACAUGUCGAAAACUCGGAAAAAACUUCAAAAAAAUGAAUCGAACGCAAUAUAAUUGCAAUCGAAAUUAGUCUUUCUUUGUGCUUAUCAUAAAAACAAACAAACAAACAUGUUUUAUUUAAAUGAAACAGCUAAUGAUUUAAAAAUAAUACAAUUGAUUGACAAUAUUUA